AUGGAGUUGUAUGUUUAUAUAUUUGAUUGCUAUGUGUACACUGUUUAUGUAUUUUCAGUGAACGAAGGUUUGGUGGGUGAUUCAUUAAGUACAGAUCAAGGAGAUUUAAACAUUGAUGGAUCUUCUUCUAUUCCAGUUGAUGAAGAUUUGGUUGGUGCUGUAGUAAGUAAUGGUGAUGAAGCUUUUGAUUUGUAUAAUGAACAUGCAUAUAGAGUUGGUUUUAGUGUGAGGAAGGGUAAACAACGUUACAAGGCAUCUACCAAGACAAUUCAAAUGAAGAGGUUUUACUGUUCUAAGGCUGGUUUUAAGUGUAAGGCAGAUGGUGGUGUUAAGCUUUAUUCAAAAAUUGAUACAAGGACAGGGUGUGGUGCAUUUGUUCAGUUUGAUGUGGGUGGUGAUGGAUUGUGGACAGUUGCAAAACAUAUGAAGAUGCACAACCAUGAGCUAUGUGAUUUAGAUAAGAGUCAUCUACUUCGUUCACAUAGGAGAGUAGGAAGUAACCAGCUUUCAUGUUUAAAAGAUUUGAAGCAGAGUGGAGUUGGGGUGGCAGGGGGUAUUAGGUUUUUGAAACACCAAUCAGGCGGGUCUCCAUUGGUUGGUUUCACUAGUCGUGAUGCUUAUAAUUCGUUGGCUUUUGACACAGUUAAGAGUUUAGAUGGAACUGAUUCAAAUUCGUUGAUUGAAAUAUUUAGGAGGAGGCAGUCUAAUGAGUCUGACUUUUUUUUCGAUUUUGAAGUUGAUUCUGACUCAAGACUGUGUAAUUUUUUUUGGAGGGAUGGUCAAAUGAGACGGGAUUAUGAAUUGUUUGGAGAUUUGUUAGUGCAUGAUACAACAUAUCGCACUAACAAAUAUGAUAUGAUAUGUGGGCCAUUUGUAGGGAUGAAUCAUCAUUGUAUGAAUGUAAUGUUUGGUUGUGGGUUUUUGAAGAACGAGAGGAUAGAAUCCUUUGUGUGGUUGUUUAAAGCCUUUUUAAGAUCUAUGGAUGGCAAGUGUCCACAAUCGAUUAUGACGGAUCAAUGUGCAGCCAUGGCUGCUGCUAUUUCUAUAGUUUUUCCAUCAUCACGCCAUCGUCUUUGCAUAUGA
Molecule: messenger RNA, 1083 nt
Organism: Ipomoea nil (Japanese morning glory)
Lineage: Eukaryota; Viridiplantae; Streptophyta; Magnoliopsida; Solanales; Convolvulaceae
Product: protein FAR1-RELATED SEQUENCE 5-like
Exons: 3
Coding region: 1-1083 (360 amino acids)
Source: RefSeq, a predicted model, not a curated record